This is a messenger RNA of Paramuricea clavata, 456 nucleotides long. The record is from the annotation of a GenBank genome assembly. Lineage: Eukaryota; Metazoa; Cnidaria; Anthozoa; Malacalcyonacea; Plexauridae.
AUGUGGCGCUACUUUACAGCGAAGAAAACGAUGAGAUGCAUUGACAUGUUACCUAAUCUAGUAUACUCUUACAACUAUAGUAUUCAUCGUAGUAUCAAAGUCAAACCCGUCGAUGUCACAACAGAAAAUAAAAAGCAAGUGUGGCAUACUUUGUACGAUGAUCAUAGUGGCCAAAAGACUCCAAAGUACAAGUUCAAUGUAGGUGAUCUGGUUAGGAUUAGUAAAAUGAAACGUACAUUUGAGAAAGGUUACUUGCCGAACUUUUCCAAGGAAAUUUUUACCAUAAGCAAGCAAAUUCCCCUCGAUCCACCAUUGUAUAAACUUAAAGAUUACGAUGACGGAGAACUAAAAGGAACGUUUUACGAUAAAGAGCUGCAAAUGAUAAUCAAGCAAGAUGAUGUGUACGAGGUGGAAAGAACCCUGAAAAAACGCGGAAGAGGCAAUAAUGUACAAUAG